Suillus clintonianus is the source of this 1578-nucleotide messenger RNA. RefSeq lists its product as uncharacterized. Lineage: Eukaryota; Fungi; Basidiomycota; Agaricomycetes; Boletales; Suillaceae. The record is from RefSeq and is a predicted model, not a curated record. Gene Ontology annotation, molecular function: protein binding. The coding region runs from base 1 to 1578 and encodes 525 amino acids. The transcript is spliced from 6 exons.
AUGGCUUCCACAUCGAGGAAGGCAGGCACCACGAAAUCAAUUCUGAAACCAGUAAUGACUUUGAAGGGUCAUGGAGAGUACAUUCGAUGCAUAUCCUACUUUCCUGACGGCCAGCAAAUGAUCAGCAGAUCUGAUGACAAGACAGCUUGGCGAUGGGAUUUGAUGGCGGGCAAGGAGAUCGAGGAAGCACGGGGUGUUUGCGAAGAGGUGGUAUAUGCGGUAGCAGUAUCAAGGGAUGGUCGACUGGUUGUCACUGCUGGAGGAGAUUUUGACUUUCGUCCGGAGCUGAAAGCCUGUGAGGUUCAGACGGGGAUGAUGAAAACAUUUGAAGGCCACUCAGGGAGGGUCACCUGCAUCGACAUAUCUGCGGACAGCAAGCUACUGGCGAGCAGGUCAUUCGAUUGUACAACAUGGAUAUGGCACUUGGACACAGGAAAACUCGUGGCUGGUCCGUUUUGGAGCUUUGAUUGGGUGGGCGCGGUUCGAUUCUUGACAGAUUCAAAGAAGCUCGCAAUAAAGUCACAUUUGGGAAAGUGCCUUGAAGUCUGGGAUGUUCAAUCGCAGAAAUUGGAUGUGAUGAUAGAGAAACAAGGUGGACACCGAUUCACAUAUGCGCCGGUGUUCUGGACAAACAAAAACAAGAACAUCUUGGCCGCAUUCACCUUCAAUGACGACCCCACCAAAACAAUCUACGAGUUCGACGUGUCCAUGCUGGAGCCUGUCGGAACUCCUUUCGAAGGGCACACCAAGUUUGUCGCUGGCAUAGCACUGUCUUCCGACUACACUCUCCUCGCCAGUGCUUCCUACGACAAUACUAUCAAGCUCUGGGCCUUCGAGUCCCGCCAACUCCUUGCUUCCUUCGACGUCCAGAAUCCUGACACCCUUGUCCUCUCACCCAACUCGCGCAAGCUAGCUUACAUGGUAUUUACCUACAAUGAUAACAAAAUCUACAUAUGCAACACUCCACCCAAUGUGCUUGCCCAGGCCCGCCAUACCAGUGCACAUAAAAAGUCAACCCUCAAUGAUCUACCAAAUUCUGACGCACUUCGUCGUCAUCCUCCUGCCGUGCGCUGCAGACCACCGAUACCUGUCAUACCAAUGACCCAGAGACCUCCACCUACAAUAAACCCGAAGCAACCUAUUUCACUUCGCCUCCGCCAACUUCUUCGCUUCUCUCCUCAAAUGAAUGCAGUGCACCCUAUUCAACCUCGUAAUACCCUAGAUUUUGAAAUAAGUUCUCCACCUCCCCCGUCGAAUGGUCCAGUCAAACAGUUCCUGCGACAGCACAUUCCUUUCCUCGUGCCAAGUCACGGUCACAUGCCACCAGACGUUGAAGUCGCACCAGGGCGGAAGUUCACUCGGCUGGCUGCUGCCAAUCUACCUGAAUACAAAAAAGUAGACGACACCCGACAUCCGCCUCAGGCUGGAGAGCCACCGCAGGAUAUUGACUCAUCUGACAACGAUUCACUCCCAGACGUGCACUGGAUGCCUCCUCGGUGGCGCUUGGUGCGCGUUGAUAUCCCUCGCCAGAACAGCACGACAAAUGGCAACCGUAGUAGUGCUCGUGGUCGCGGUUAA